CCCGGCAGCGUCGCGUCGGCCGGUCGGUUACGCCAAAGAACCGGCCGCCGGUAGUAAGUAGUGUGUCUCCGCGGGUCUACGAAAUACGUGCGCCGCAGCACAGGUGUCCGCGCUGCUACCACAGUAAUAAUACGUCGCAUCGUACGCACGCGUAAAUAUCGCACAAACUCAUUGCGCGCUAUCGCCGGUACGACAACUGCUGUCGAUUAUCCCGCACGCAGAGCGCUGUUCCCGCGUCGUCGAUUUAUUGCGCUAGAGUGUCCGGCCGAUUCCGGCACAGCGCCCGAGACAUUUUUCCGGUCGGCGUUCCGAUUUCCCGUCGCGCGUCGACGUCGGGCUCGCCGAUUUCGGGAUCGUCAUUCGCUUCCGCGGGUCUCGAUCCGCCGCGGUAUCCGCGUGGUUGUCAUCGCAGCCCGCAGCCCACGCGCCAGUAAUGUGCGACCGGCGACGUGCGGAAAACCAGUAAACGAAAAGCCGAUACAUUGCUGCACACGUGACACGGGGAAUAUGAUGAUCGUUUUCGGGGGCCGAAAAAACGUUUGACCGAAGCACAGCGACCAGCGACCUCGCAAAGAGAGUUUGUACCGCCGGAUACGAUACCGCACAGACGUCAACGUCGUCGUAACUGUACCACCGAAUUGAAACAGUGAUGCUAGCGAUGGGUGACAAGACUUCUGCCGCAUGGCCCACGUGGUGGAUCCUCACAUUUUCUUUGAUACAGAACGCUAUGAGCGUAGGUGGUGGUGGAGGUGGUGGCGGUACCAGCGAUAUUUGGCCGCUCGAACGACCUGACGGUAUGCCGGUGAUCCAGUCAUUGGAGGUGAUGUGUGGCAAGGAUCACAUGGACGUGCACUUGCAGUUCACACAGCCCUUUGAAGGCAUCGUUUCGUCUAAGGGUCAAUACGCUGAUCCGCGUUGCGUAUACGUGCCACCAUCCACCGGCAAGACAUUCUUCACAUUCCGCAUAGCGUACGCGCGGUGUGGCACUAAACCUGACCUCAACGGUCAGUUCUAUGAGAAUACUGUGGUCGUCCAGUACGAUAAGGAUCUGCUGGAAGUUUGGGACGAGGCCAAGAGGUUGCGGUGUGAGUGGUACAAUGAUUACGAGAAGACCGCAUCUAAACCACCCAUGGUCAUCGCGGACCUGGAUGUUAUACAAUUAGACUUCAGAGGUGAUAAUGUCGAUUGUUGGAUGGAAAUACAACACGGAAAAGGCCCAUGGGCUCCACCAGUUAGCGGUAUAGUACCUUUGGGUUCUACGUUAACGUUAGUAGUAGCCAUCAAUGAUUAUAGAGGUGAAUUCGACAUGAGAGUAAAAUCUUGCGCCGCGUCCGAUGGUGGUGGACACGUCAUACAGUUGACAGACGACCAGGGAUGUGUAUUAAGACCGAAAAUGAUCAGCGGAUUCCUGAAAGCCAGGACUUCAGAUGAAAGGGCGUCCGUCAUAACUUAUGCAUUCUUCCACGCUUUCAAAUUUCCGGAUGCACUCAGCGUGCAUAUUCGGUGCAAAGUGGAAAUCUGUCGACACGGUUGUCUGGACCACUGUCAAACGGAUGAACGGACAUCGGCCGGACAUUUAUUCCAUCAGCAGCAGCAGCAUCAGCAACAUCAGCUACAAUACGGGGCAGUGGAUAGAAAAGAUCAACAGAACGAUCGGUUAGAUUAUGUUCAAACGGUCGUAGUCAACACGGAUCAGCCGAGUGCUCAAGCACAGAUCCACACUCCAUACGAUACCACCAGUCACAACAAACCGUUAUCAGGUCAAAACAAGGAGACAUUCAACCGGGACGGCUUCCCGCACGGGCCACGAAACCUGGACGACGACGCCGCGGCCGAACCGUCGUCGACCGGCGACGACAAGCAGCCGCCGGCGUCAUCCGCGGCGGACAACGGGACAGCGGGCGAUCAGACGGCCGCGAGCUCGGCGCAGCAGCAGAGGCGCCGGCGCCGGCGUUCAAUGAACGUGUCGGACGCGGGCAACGCGGACGUGGGCGUCAGCGGGCUGUACGACGUCAUAUCGCAAUCGGACCUGGCGUUCACGCCGGACACCAAGGCGGACGGCGAGGCGGUGACCAUUUUCCAGGGGCGGAUCCGCGAGGACGUGGUGUACGGCAUAUGCAUGCCCGUGCACGGGUUCGGCGCGCUGUUCGUCAUGUUCGCGGGCUCGGCGAUCGUGUCCGUCGUGGUGGCCGGGUUCCAGUUGCACAAGUACCAGGUGAGGCGGGAGACGCAAAAGAUGAUGUCCGUGCAGGCGCACCAGCACAGCGUGGCCGCCGCCGGCGGCGGUUACAUCCACAACUCGCUGGCCGGCAUCGUGGCGCUGAACAAGCUGAUCGCGUCCAAGACGACCGCCGCCCAGACCAGACGAAACAGCUAAUCGUCGACUGCUGUAUUGAUAUCAUCAACAGUAUCGUUUACUAUCCACGCGUUAUAUCAUUAUAUUAUCAACUAUAUACAAGUGUACAUGGUACACACUUACUUCGACGACGAUGACGACGACCGCCGCGACUUUCGGUACACGCAUAAAUCACGCGAUCGAUGCCAUCGCCGUUUCGAAUCAUCGUUAUCGCCGUCGGUCGUCGAUGUCGUCGGCGUACAUUUAUUCAUAACUUUAGUGAGGCUAAAUCGAUUGGGGGGGGGUGGAUGAGAGGAGGUGGAAUUUAGUUUGAAAAAUAUUUUUCUCUUUACUUACCCGUCGCCGAACCGAAGAGAGAAAUAUACUUUUAUUAAUCUUUAUUCGGCGGUUUCUUUUCUGGAUGAUUAUACUAGUGCACUAUUUAUACCUAUAUACUACUUAACAGGGCUUUAUUUUGGCGUGGGGAAAACGAGGGGUCGUUGAACUGGGCUUACAGAAUGUUUAGGGGGAGUGGAAAUUUUUCGUUUAAUUGUCAUUUUCUUUUUUCUUUUUUCACUAUGCAUGACUCCGCUCGGCGAUUUCUUGCGGUGAACAUUAUAUUAUUUUCAUAUUUGUUACCGUAAUUUAUAAUAAUAUUUUCAGUAGUAAAAAAUAAAUAAAUCAUAAUCGAAAAAAAUCUAACUUCCGCUACCAAAAUAUCAUAUUGUAAUUAAACAACAAUAUUGUCUGUGUCACAAAUAUCAGGGAGAAAAUUCAAAUUAUGUAAUUGUUUCUUUUCUUUUUUUGACAUAUAAAUUAAUUUUGCCAUAAAAAUUGAUCUUUUAAAACUAGUACUUUUUUUUUUUGUUAAAUAGGCGAUUAUUUUCGUUGCAACUGCGAAAAAUUCGUAAAUACAGUCCUGAAUUGUAAUCAAUCAAUGUAAUAUUAACGCUCCAAUUUAAAGUGGCUUAAUAUGAACAAAAAAAAACAUACAAUUUACCUAAGUAUAAUAUAGUCAGCCGUCAUAAAUGAAUGUUCUAUUUAUAUUUUAUCAUAAAUUAUUUAGAUUCUUAAAUAUAAAACUAUCUAGGUCAGCCCACCAUAACACUAAAUCCAUCUCUGAACAUCAUAUUAUCGCCAUGCGGCAUAAAAAUCCUCUGACUUUAUUAUGAUGUAAUAUAUAAUACCCCGGUUAAUACUGAUAACAAUUAAUACUUAAAAUUAUAUAUAUUUAUAUUU
This is a messenger RNA of Melanaphis sacchari, 3574 nucleotides long. RefSeq lists its product as uncharacterized. The transcript has 6 exons. The record is from RefSeq and is a predicted model, not a curated record. The coding region runs from base 650 to 2377 and encodes 575 amino acids. Lineage: Eukaryota; Metazoa; Arthropoda; Insecta; Hemiptera; Aphididae.